CAUUCAGCACACUCCAUUAUGUUCCAAUAUUGCGAGGAGAUCGUGACUCUCGUGGGGAUCACCAGAUAUUGGUCCGGCAGAUGGAGCUGGCAUAUACCGAACAAUCACAGAACCACAACCAGACCAGAGCUGGAAAUCCGGGGUAUUCCCAGGUGGAGAUUCGAUAUUAACCCCGCAGCCAUCUCUUCUCUCAUACACAAUUGUCCUCAUUCCAUCUCUAUCCCGUAGACUCCGGACUAUGAACCCCCAUGUCGGAGCCCAGUCACUCCUGUCCCCAGUGUCCUGCUUCCUUUCGUCGCCAGGAGCAUCUUGAACGCCAUCGCUCGUGUCAUCUGACCGACCGGCCGUUUGCAUGUGGGUUUUGCCAGCAGGCAUUCAAGCGAACAGAUGUCCUCCAACGGCACUGGCGGACUUGUAAGUCCCGCCUGCGCGCAGAUGCCGAUAUCCCUCCAGCUCCGAUCAGCCGUAGAUCCACCAAGAGACAGGCCUGCGAUCGAUGUGCGCGACUGAAGAAAGCCUGUAAUUUGAAAUGGCCUUGUGGGAACUGCCAGAAAAAGAGCCAUGAAUGUAUCUAUCGAGGUUCCAGACGACAGUCCGAGCAUGCGACUAGACAUUUCCCGGACGACACUGCAACGACGAUAUCUGAAUCGCCAUUCAACAUGUCAAUGUCCGAUGACUUUAACCUCGCCGACACCAUCGACCUUGACCGGUCUUGUAUUAUCCCUUCUGAUGCGUUGGAGUCUCUUCUUAAUGGUGACUGUGGGCUUGAUAUGGUUCACUGCAACCCACCACGAUCGGACGACCCAAGCCAGUCAAAAACACUGGAAACGAUCAGAUUUGGGAAAUUACAGUUUCUCGACAGAUUCAGCAACGUCACCGGCUUCCUCAACUCCUUCGAGUGUAUGCGCGUGUACGAAGUAAAGCAGUUGGCGACCGUUAUGGCGGAUCUGGCACUGCAGGACAACCCCGACGAAGAUGUCUCUACCCCUAUUUCCCUCGACUUUCUUAUUAUUCCUCCUCCAACCAUGGACAGGUCUGAUCCGUCAAGGCCCUUUUCAGGCCUGCUGGUAGACGGCUGCACGGACUGGUCUAGCUGGCUGGCAGACCCGUUGGCAGGAGUUACAAACGAGCUGGUCUGUCGAUUGAAGCACGUAACGACAACACCCAGCCUGGGGAGCGCAAUAGCCCUGACCUGGUCGCCUCUCAUCGAGAAUAUCUGCGUUCAGUUCUUCAGCCCGCCGAACAUCAGACGAUAUCUCGUCUAUUUCUGGUCCUUCUGGUACCCGAACUGCCCCAUCAUCCAUAAGCCCUCGUUCAAUGUCCACAAUACGCCAUAUACCCUUUUACUGGCUAUGCUCUUGAUUGGAGCCAGCUUUGCCCCUGAUGAUGCGACUAGCCAGAAUGCAAAGCUUUGGUUUAACAGUGCAGAGGAGCUCGUGUUUGCGGACCCGCAUUUCAGGCGUGCGGUGGUACAUGGCGACGGGGCGGAGGGAUUUCACCUUCGUAGGGAUGCUGUCAAGGCGCUGCAGGGGGCGUAUUUAAUUUGUCUAUUGCAGAACUGGGAGGGCGAUGACAAUAGUAAACGUAGGAUCCGACGGUCGAGAUUCAGCAUGGUCACCGCGAUGGGUAGGGAACUUGGAUUCUCCCCUGGAAGCCAUCAUAAGCCCCAGAAUGAGGACGGAAAUUGGGAAAGGUUCAUUGCGAAGGAGGAGUUCAACAGGACACUGUCGUAUAUAUUCCUCCUCGACACAGCCUUUAUCAUCUUCCACAACGCGCCUCCUAAAGUAUCAGUCUCGGAACUCAACUUCGACCCAGUCUGUCCAGAGCGUUGCUUCCAGGCCACGACGGCGCGGGAUUGUUUCUUGCUGUUACACGACAGCGAUGCCUCUCCCAUUGCAGGCCUCUCCAUCACCGACCUCGUCUCGCGGUUCUGCCAGAAGACACUGGGAUGCAGCGAGAAGGGUUUCUUAGCUGGAGUGGGCAAGCUCAAUCUAUUCAUCAUCGUCAGCGCAUUCCACACCCUCCUCUUCCACGCCCGAAACACCUUCUCCCCAGACGCAGCGAUGCUACCGAUCCAAAACGGCCUCACCAACUGGAAAGAGAUCUGGAACCACCACGAGAUGCUGGAGCAGGGCGGCGCUCCAGCAAGCAGUCUAGCAUCGCCAUCCGAGUGCUGGAAACGCACGGGGUUCAUGGAAUACGCCCCGGAGUACUGGACACUGGCUCAGGCGAUUAUUACGAGUGUCUUUACUACGCCUGCGGAUGAGAGUGGAUGCGGGCUGGGGCUGCUGCUGAAUCGCGUCGAUGAGAAUAAUAUGGGCCAGUUGAAUCGGUUUAUCAGGUGGGCUGCGAAUGAGGGGAUGGCGAGGAUUUAAUCAACUUUGUACUCUAUCUAUAAUCAUUAUCACAUGUAAUGAAUGCCAUUCGUUGAAGAACUCCGUCCACCAAGACACCAAGAGACAGGUCAUCCCCUCUUGAUCAACACAGCCAUCAUGGAUCCUGAUUUCCCCUCAGUGUAUUCUAAUACGUAUGGACACGAUUGGCCGGCUAUUGCGUACCCCGGAUUCAACCCCGCGCAGUUCCAGCCAAAUCGGCUGCAGUUGUGCCACCCCGCACGAGACCAUCACAGCGUCAUAACAUCUACACCUCCCCCAUU
Aspergillus versicolor CBS 583.65 is the source of this 2656-nucleotide messenger RNA. Its product is annotated as Zn(II)2Cys6 transcription factor. Gene Ontology annotation, biological process: regulation of transcription by RNA polymerase II; DNA-templated transcription. The transcript is spliced from 6 exons. Gene Ontology annotation, molecular function: DNA-binding transcription factor activity, RNA polymerase II-specific; zinc ion binding; RNA polymerase II cis-regulatory region sequence-specific DNA binding. The coding region runs from base 249 to 2375 and encodes 708 amino acids. Gene Ontology annotation, cellular component: chromatin. NCBI's taxonomy places the organism in Eukaryota, Fungi, Ascomycota, Eurotiomycetes, Eurotiales, Aspergillaceae. The record is from RefSeq and is a predicted model, not a curated record.